AUGACUGCGAACAAUCCCAUGGUGUCAUUGUUGACUGACAACAAGCUCAAUGGAGCUAACUUUAUCAAAUGGAGAGAGAACAUUAAUAUUGCUCUCAUUGGUGAAAAUUCCCUAUUUGUGUUGACUGAAGAGGCUCCUGAGCAGCCAUGUGAGAAUGCGACCAAGACAGUUAAGGAAAAGUUCGAGCGUUGGCAAAAUGUUAACAACAAAGCUCGAUACUCUAUGCUGUCUAGCAUGGUCGACACCUUGAAAACAAGGUUUGCAAACACUCUCACGACUCCAGAAAUCAUGAACCAUUUAACUGAACUGUUUGGGAUGGUAUCAAUUCAAGCUUGCUUUGAAGCGACUAAGAAUUUCAUCAAUGCACGGAUGAGACCUCAUCAGAACGUGCGUGAUCACCUUCUCCAGAUGACUAGUUACUUCCAAGAGGCUGAGAAUCAUGGAGCAGUUAUUGAUCAGACAACUUAA
Molecule: messenger RNA, 468 nt
Organism: Cannabis sativa
Lineage: Eukaryota; Viridiplantae; Streptophyta; Magnoliopsida; Rosales; Cannabaceae
Exons: 1
Coding region: 1-468 (155 amino acids)
Source: RefSeq, a predicted model, not a curated record